Molecule: messenger RNA, 3334 nt
Organism: Scatophagus argus
Lineage: Eukaryota; Metazoa; Chordata; Actinopteri; Scatophagidae
Product: heparan sulfate glucosamine 3-O-sulfotransferase 3A1-like
Exons: 2
Coding region: 348-1544 (398 amino acids)
Molecular function (GO): [heparan sulfate]-glucosamine 3-sulfotransferase activity
Source: RefSeq, a predicted model, not a curated record
CAAGUUUACAACUCUGUACACGUGCGGCUGAUGGAGCAGGGCUCGCGGUGGCAUCCUUCACAGAGCGAGGAUCGGACAGGAGCUCGUCACCUGCGAGCGCAGAGCGGUGUACACCUGUCCGAGGGCGCCUGUGGGCCUGUUGUUCCGCCUAUUUACAGUCAGUUUGGGCUUCCUCACCUGUGCGCAGCAGGUAUCGUUUGCCACUUUUUGUUUGUGGAGGAGAGAGAGGUGUUAUCCACAGUGCACUGUGGAUGGAGACUCAUUCCUCCGUUUCUUCAUGGCAAGAAGACCCCAUAAUGUGUGCCUAGCAUGGCUGUGGCUCCCCUACCGACCACCCAGGGACCGGUAUGGCUUUUAGCCGCAUCAGUAAACUGGACCCCCCGUCCCGAAGCAUCUUCAGGAAAGCGGCGGUCAUGCUGUGCUCCCUCCUCACCUCUCUCUUCCUCCUGCACUGCCUCACCGACUGCAGCAGCACCAGCGGCGGCAGCUCAUCCUCACCGCUCAGAGCGUCCUCCGGCCGGCCUGUGGGGCUAUUCGAGGACUUGAGGUCGCAGAGGACUAAAAGACUCGUGUACGAAUGGACCGCCGGGUCGGAGUCGACGGGUUACGGGGCCGCCAUUCGCUCCUCGCGGGUCCUCGCGGAUGAGCGCGCGGGGCAGGUUUUGGAGCAGCGCGAGGAGCCCCUCAUCUUGCCGCCUCCGGAUUUAGUUGCCUCCAGGAAAGUGUCGCCGAGGUUUGCAGGUAAACUCAGCCCGCUCGGGGAAGGGAGCAAGAAGCUGCCCCAGGCUCUCAUCAUCGGGGUGAAGAAAGGAGGCACCCGGGCUCUGCUGGAGUUUCUCCGGGUUCAUCCGGACAUCAGAGCCGUGGGAGCGGAGCCGCACUUCUUCGACCGCAACUAUGAGAACGGACUGGAGUGGUACAGAGAGCUGAUGCCCAAGACCCUGGAGGGCCAGAUCACCAUGGAGAAAACCCCUAGUUACUUUGUGACCAGAGAGGCUCCAGCCAGGAUAUCCGCCAUGUCCCGUGACACCAAGCUGAUCGUGGUUGUGAGGGACCCUGUUACCAGGGCCAUCUCCGACUACACACAGACUCUGUCUAAGAAGCCUGACAUUCCCUCUUUCGAGAGCCUCACCUUCAAAAACAGGACUACGGGCCUCAUCGACACCUCGUGGAGCGCCAUCCAGAUCGGCAUCUACGCCAAGCACCUGGACAACUGGCUGCAGUACUUCCCCAUGGGCCAGAUCCUGUUUGUGAGCGGCGAGCGUCUGAUCAGCGACCCGGCCGGAGAGCUGGGCCGAGUGCAGGACUUCCUGGGGCUCAAGAGGAUCAUCACAGACAAACACUUUUACUUCAACCAGACCAAGGGUUUCCCGUGCCUCAAGAAGGCAGAGGGCAGCAGCAAGCCCCACUGCCUGGGCAAAACCAAAGGGCGGACCCAUCCGAACAUUGACCCUGAGGUGGUGCAGAGGCUACGGGAUUUCUACAGGCCCUUCAACAUGAAGUUCUACCAGAUGACAGGACGUUUCUUUGGUUGGGAUGAAUGAAUGUGUUUUUGUCUUUUGUCUGAAUACUGCAACGGAGUAAUGAGUACUCCAGGUGGGGGAAAAAAAUUGAUUUUGAGAAUAAAUUUUUAAUAGUCCAAGGAAAGUUGUAACGUUAGACAAAGAAGUCUAACUUUUAAAUAAUGAUGCUGAAAAAAUUUGGAAAAAUAGUCAGUUAUGUUAAGUCAAGCAAUGCUUAAAUGUGCAUAUUUAAUGUAAUCCAGCCUAAGUAAUUACAUUAAUUAAUUAACAUUUUGGCUGUUCUAUUUAUUGUUAUAUUUGUCACAUUAUGACAUUUUUUUCUAGCAGUGAGGUUUUAUUUUAACUAUGGUAACAUCAACAUUAACAAUAUAAUUCUCAUCAUCACGAUUGUAUUCUAAGAACUAUUUAAACACAAAUUUUACAGGACAAGAAUCGGCUUAUUCUCAAAAUGUCAAGAGUUUUGCCAAAAUAUCAGAAAUAUUCUCACAACAUGAUUUUAUUCUUCGAACGUUACAACUUUUCAAAAUAUUUGGAAUUUAUUCUCAGAAUCUUAUGUCUUUUCCCUGAGCAGAGCUCCUGUCACUCCGUCCUCAGCACUAACGCUAAGCAAUAUGAGGCUGUUACAGGAGCAGAAGAGGCCCAGUCUCCCCUCAGUGGCAGACCCAGAUAUGCAAUAUUUCACAGACACAUUUUCCAUCAUCACAGCUGCCUCUAAUCCACAAUCAUGGAGAUAUUUUCUUCAAAAAAGCAUACUGAGUUGUUGAAGGAUUUGCGUCAUAUCUCCCUGCACUAUCUGAAGAUUUGUUGUUUUUUUUUUUGUUUUUUUUUAGUUUUAAAACUUUGGCUGUGAACAAAAACUGUAUGCAGGAAGAUGGAUGAGGUCACAUUGUGUCCAGGGACUUUGGAUAAAAGCCUUUAUCGAGUGAUUUAAUGCCAUAUUUUAACACAUACAUAGCUGCUUUCAAAAUUUAACAUUUUUCUAGCAAAAGGAAUAUGGAAAGAAAGUAUAAAAAGUAUAUGUAUUUUUGAAAUGUAUUUAUUCAAGAAGUACACAAGCAGUAUGUAUGUAUUUUAGUAACUCCUCAGUGAUUAUUUGCUCGAUUAUUUUUAUUCGGUCAUGCCUUUAGAGGUUUGUUUCUUUUAUACUGAACACUUAAAAAAAAAUCCUCAUUUUAAUUUACUGUAUAUUUACUCUCAUUUUAAUUUCAGGUCAUCUGUUCUAAUAUGUGCUUCCCGUUCGAGGACGAUCACUUGUCUCCACUUUCAUUUGCAGAACUGUGAGUUUGUUAGUUCAGGGGCCGUCGUCUCCACCUCCAGUUAAUGAAGUUCCAGGCAAAGAUAAAACUCACUGUUAUUCAAGCUACAGCGACUUUGGUGGAGGGAAAAGACCUCCGAAGGGCCUUCCCAAUCUGUGACUCAAAUUUCCUCAACAUGCCUCCUUGUGAACUGAAUACACUUGAUGUCACUGGCCUUCCUUGCCUCGAGGCGACGUGUGUGUGUGUGUGUGUGCGUGUGUGUGUGUGAGAGAGUCUCUUUAAACCCAGGGAGCAUGAGAACAAUGGCUGAGUUGUGUUCCUGAUUUCUGUCUACUUGUAUUGUGAGCCACUUUCUGAAAGCAGAUGUGCCUCAAAAGACACAAAAUCAACAGUGUUUUUUGGUGUGAGCAGGAAAAGAAAAGACGUUAAUAUACUGUAGAUUUUGGGGGGUGACGUCGUGUUAACAGUCUAACCGUGUUGUUCCGACUGCUGUUUUCUAAAAGUUGUUGGGGUUUUUAAAGACACUCCUUGAAUAAAAGAUGUUAUAUGUUAUUC